ACCCCAACGUCCUCCAGUUUUCUGCUCUUGUACUCCUGUCCCUUACCCCAGAGAAACUGUCCCUAGGGGAGAAUGCCUUCCCACAGACUCAGACAAUAGUUUCAGCUUAAUAAAUGCUCAUUAGACAAGGUCCCCCACCCCGCUGGCCACCACGGCGUCCCUGCCUGUAAAUCUCCCAGCCACAUCUCGCCCCACCCCACCUCAGUGCAGCCCUAGACCCAGGUGAGGCUGGGAGCUUAUAAAUUCAGGCAUUCUGGUUUCUGCUCCUCUUCUGGCUCCGAGCUGCCCUCGAUGCUGCUGGAGGACCUGAAUGGGAUUUCAGCCGAGCCCGUCCCUCCUCCACAAUGUGGCUUGUGCUCACCUCCUUCUUGCUGAUGUCUGCGGCCCAGGACAACGACGAAGAGUGCGUGCCCCACUCCCAGCCGUGGCAAGUGGCCCUCUUCGCUGGUGGACGCUUCAACUGCGGGGCGUCCCUCAUCUCCUUCCAAUGGGUGCUGACGGCUGCCCACUGCCGGACCCGCUUCAUGAGAGUGCGCCUGGGCGAGCACAACCUGCGCAAGCGCGAUGGCCCGGAGCAGCUGCGGCUUGUUUCUCGCAUCAUCCCACAUCCGGGCUACGAAGCUCGAAGCCACCGCCAUGACAUCAUGCUGCUCCAGCUAGCUCGGCCUGCACGUCUUACCCGCCAGGUGCGACCCGUGCCUCUGCCCACACGUUGCCCGCACCCUGGUGAGCCCUGUGUGGUGUCCGGCUGGGGUCUGGUGUCCGACAACAAGCCAGAGACCACGGGAAGCUCCAAAUCACAAGUGACCCUCCCAGAUACCCUGCACUGUGCCAACAUCAGCGUUAUCUCCCAAGCAUCUUGUAGCAAGGACUACCCGGGGCGCCUGAUGGACACCAUGGUGUGUGCCACCGUGGAGGGCGGAGGCACGGACUCCUGUGAGGGUGACUCUGGAGGCCCCCUGGUCUGUGAAGGUGCCCUGCAGGGCAUUGUGUCCUGGGGCGACGUCCCUUGUGAUACCACCACCAAGGCUGGUGUCUACACCAAAGUGUGCCGCUACUUGCAGUGGAUCAGGGAGACCAUGAAGACCUAA
Fukomys damarensis (Damara mole-rat) is the source of this 1091-nucleotide messenger RNA. RefSeq names its product kallikrein related peptidase 15 (gene Klk15). The coding region runs from base 345 to 1091 and encodes 248 amino acids. The record is from RefSeq and is a predicted model, not a curated record. The transcript is spliced from 6 exons. Gene Ontology annotation, biological process: proteolysis. NCBI's taxonomy places the organism in Eukaryota, Metazoa, Chordata, Mammalia, Rodentia, Bathyergidae. Gene Ontology annotation, molecular function: serine-type endopeptidase activity.